Messenger RNA from Temnothorax curvispinosus, 1378 nucleotides. Its product is annotated as lipase 3-like. The record is from RefSeq and is a predicted model, not a curated record. The transcript has 6 exons. Bases 310 to 1251 code for a protein of 313 amino acids. Lineage: Eukaryota; Metazoa; Arthropoda; Insecta; Hymenoptera; Formicidae. Gene Ontology annotation, biological process: lipid metabolic process.
AAUCUCAAGUUUCGUCACUGCACACGUACUGAGUAUAUAUAUUUUAAAGAACGCAACUGGUGAGAUUCUUUGUAGUUUUAUAUUAUCUCGUAUACUAGGCGCAUAUUGUGUCUUCGUGGAAUAUAUACGUGGGCUGCGAUAAGCAUGCAAAUCGCUGUCGUAAUACUUAAGGAUUCUUUUGUCAUACACGACAAAAGACGUUUCCUUUUAUAAUCUUCUUCAAUUUUCUUAACAAUUGCCUCACGAAAAGUAUUUCAAGUAACAUUGCCGACAGUUAAGAAUUUUAUUAUAAUCUACCUUGCAGUUGAUAUGAUGACAUCAGGUAUGAAAUCCAUGUUGCUUGCAUUUUUAAUUAUUACGACGUUCUCAGAAGAAAGAUCGCAGGGCAUACCAUUGUUUCUUCAAAACGAAUUUCUAAAUUUUCUCUUCCCUAAGGACCCUGGUUUAGUGAGAGUAAGAAAAAUAGAUCAAGUUGAAAGAAUGGACAGUGGAAAAGUAUUGGAUUUUAUUGGCCUGGUAGAACAAUAUGAUUAUCCCGCUGAGGAGCAUAACGUGACAACGGAGGAUGGUUACAAUUUGAAAAUACACAGGAUACCUGGUAGUCCAUUGUUGGAUAACAAGAAAAAGAAGGAAAUUGUAUUCAUACAACAUGGCAUUUUGGCUUCAUCUGAUAGUUGGGUACUGUACGGUCCUGGUAAAGACCUUGCAUUUUUACUGGCAGAUCAAGGAUAUGAUGUAUGGAUUGGAAAUGUGAGAGGAAAUAGUUACUGCAGAUCACACGUAAAUAUGACGACAUACGAUCCCAAAUUCUGGCAGUAUAGCUUUCACGAGAUUGGAACAAAAGAUCUGCCGGCCAUGUUCGAUUACAUUUUCAAUUAUACAAAGCAAAAAGAUUUAUACUAUAUCGGUCAUUCAAUGGGGGGUACUGCGUUAUUCACUUUUCUGUCAUCAAGACCGGAAUACAACAUGAAAAUAAAAAUGGCUAUUUGUCUAGCUCCAGCUUCUUUUUGGAUGAAAGUAUCACCCACACUUAAUGAAUUAAUUACCAUACUUCCAACAAUAAAGGAAAUUCUACGAGAGCGUGAAACGUAUGAUGUUUUUCCACAAUCCUUAGCGACUGUUACGGUAGCAAGAACGUUGUGUAAUGACAAUGCGAUGACUCAAAUUAUUUGCGUCACUGUAUUAUUCUUAAUCGCUGGUCCUGAUCCAGCACAACUUAACACCGUAAGUUUCAUCAUACAUAACAUAUAAAAGACACGUAAUACAAUGUUUAUAAUAAAAUUCCGACAUCGUGAUGUUUUAAGUAUUAAUUAUAAACAAACGGAAUAUAUGAGCGACAAUUUUCUUUCUGAGGGUCUUCCUAUUCCAACCCAAGUGG